ACUGAAUAUCAUCGCAAUAGUUUGAAAACCUCUAAACAAGGUCGCAAUAGAAAAACUCUAAAUUAAGAUUGCAAAAUGAUAAAAACAUUGUUUUUUUUCUCAUUAAUGGCUACCAUAAUUACAACGGCUUCAGCUUGCUCAGACUAUUCACAGCAAUGGUGUCAAGCAAAUCAAGCAUUGUGCACGCAGCCCUCAUUGAUUGCAUUCAUGAGUCAAUAUUGCGAACAAACAUGCAACUACUGUUCAAUACCUGGUGUUCUUCCAGUAGGGUGCGGAAAACAAUCAAUUCAAAGUAGUCGUGUAAUUGCAGGAACAACUCCAACAAAAGGCUCGUGGCCUUGGCAAGUAUUGCUUUGGCAGGGUGGAAAAGCGUUUUGUGGAGGAACACUCAUUCACAGAGAAUGGGUUCUUACUGUUGCUCAUUGUAUACACGGAAAAGAAUUCGACGCGUCGCAAAUAUAUACAAGGACCGGAGAACACACUUUAAGUGUUAACGAAGGAACAGAAGAAGAUAUUCCAGCAUUAAAAAUCAUAAAACAUAGAGGUUACAAUCCGCAAACGCUUGACAAUGACAUAGCACUUAUUAAAUUAUCACGACCUUGUAGGCUAAGCAGUUACGUCAACACUGCAUGUUUACCCACUAUGGAAGCUGCACCGGGAACUACAUGCUUUAUUACAGGUAUACUAACUUUAGUAAAACUAUUGCUAUUCUUUAUUUUAUUUUUUCCAUGUUUUUUUUUUAACUUUACAAGCACUGUAUAACACUGCGAGUACAUCAGUAUACAAGC
Messenger RNA from Hydra vulgaris (swiftwater hydra), 788 nucleotides. RefSeq names its product trypsin-3. The record is from RefSeq and is a predicted model, not a curated record. Gene Ontology annotation, biological process: proteolysis. NCBI's taxonomy places the organism in Eukaryota, Metazoa, Cnidaria, Hydrozoa, Anthoathecata, Hydridae. Gene Ontology annotation, molecular function: serine-type endopeptidase activity.